This is a messenger RNA of Funneliformis mosseae, 1473 nucleotides long. The record is from the annotation of a GenBank genome assembly. Lineage: Eukaryota; Fungi; Glomeromycota; Glomeromycetes; Glomerales; Glomeraceae.
AUGGAUGGGUCUAAGGAGCGACAGUUCUUUGGAUGGGGUUUAGUCCUGCGUUCAACCACCCAACACCCUGAUUUUGUUCAGGAGUGCAUGAGUUUUGUCUCGGGAGGUUUUAUCCUCGAGGAAAAACAAUCGAAUUUAGUUACCAAAUUCUGGUCAGCACAACAACGGAAAUUUGUAGCCAUAACUGAACGCUCGGUUUUGUUGGAGGAACUUACUACCUCCACCAUACGCUCGACUCUCCAACAAGAUAAACAAGUACAUUUGGUGCGGGAGAAGGUUACGGGACGCCUAGAAAUUAUGGAAGAUGAUUGUUCGUACAAACGUCAAGAAGAGGCCAAAACUAUCAGCGAUGAUACGGAGGACGAUGAUCCAUUCAUAAACAAUAAUAGAGCCGAAGCAUCAUCAGGUUCACAUACGCCUCCUCAUCAAAUUGUUACAAAUGGAAACAUCCAAGAAAUAUCGAUCAAUGAAAAUAUAUUAAUAAUGUCCGCUAAAAACUUAGCGAGACUUGAUGAAUCCAAGUAUCUCGGCGAAUUUAUUCCACAUUUUAUAAAAUAUAAGGAAUUAGAAAAAAAUAAUACAUUUUCUUGUGCUAACGAUGAUGUAAUGGAUAUUCGAGGAGAAAGUGGAGAGGCCAAAUUACCAGAAGAUUGGCAUAAUACAGUUGAAGACUAUUAUAAGGAGACAACAAAAAGCGGAUCAAAAAAGAGUAUAACUGAUUGGAUUCGCGUUACAGAAGAGCUAAAUGUUUUAAAAGAAGAAGAUAACAAAGAGCUAGUAAAAUUAAAAAAAUAUUUAAAUCGAGUUAUGCUUCCAUUGGUCGAAUCAUUUACAAAGCCAAUUCCAGAUAUAAAUGCCUCAGACACCAGCGAACAUCAUUAUUGGUCAGAAUUUGGCCAUCGUUUUUUUUCGAAAGCGUUACAAGACUUUGUUGGUCUUGAUUGGAGGGCCAUGGAAGUCCCUGUAAUGGCUUCCAAAUAUAGAAAAAAUUACGGGCAUAAUCACGCUACAGACAAAAUAGUUGAUGGAAAAUAUGCAGACUUGCUGGCAAGGAUGUGGACAAAUAACGAAGAAAUUUUUAUUGGAGAACAAGCCGGGUCACCUAGUCAACCUGACCUCACAAAGUUAGCGACGGAUUCUUUUAAAUUAUAUCGGGAAAUGCGGGAUUGUCUGAAUGUUAGAAUCUUAAAGGCUAUGGGGAAAGAGGACAUAAAUUAUAAUAAUCGUAAAGACGGAGUGUACGUAUAUGAGGAAUUUGGAAGUUUACAUAUUGCUUCUAAUCUGGAUCAAAUUCCUAUGAUGAAAACAGAUAUGUUAAAAUUACUGGAAUUUAUGAUGAUCAUUAAAACAGAAGUAGAAAAUACUAUGACAACAAAAUAUAAGGGUGAUACAAUACAGAUUUUGAAGAGAAAAUUUAAUGACCUUAUCUCAACAAAGUCAUCACCAACGAAGGUCCCAAAAGUUAAGAAGUGA